Molecule: messenger RNA, 225 nt
Organism: Thelazia callipaeda (thelaziosis nematode)
Lineage: Eukaryota; Metazoa; Nematoda; Chromadorea; Rhabditida; Thelaziidae
Source: the annotation of a GenBank genome assembly
CUGACAGCUGCAGCAGCCAGUCUACAAUGUGAUGUGAGUGGUACUCUCAAUCACUGCAAAAUUGAGAGUGCAACUUGUGGCUUGGGCGAAGCUGCUGGAAUAAGCAGCAAAACUUUUAUUGACGAUAGGCAGAGGAAAAAACAAGAACUUCAAGACAUCACCAAAAAUGAACCAAUCCCGAACGCAGGUGACGAUCAUUUGCUUAUUGCCAACAAUCCCAUCUGA